AUGUUAAAUAGUAAAAUUUAUUUAUCACCUAAUUCAACCAAAAACACAAACUCAUCAUAGAUUUUAUCUCCAAUUUAUAGAAGUUCAAGUAAGCAGAUCUCCAAAAUUAUAUAGGUUCUGGUAGUAGAGCACACAUUGAGGAGAUUAGAUUUAAGCAUUCAUAAAUACAAAUAAAUGAUUAAUAUUCCUUCAAAAAAGAAGUUUAUGAGGAAAAAUUAAAUUAGAUUGAUGAAAAGUUUUAGAAAGCUCAUAAAAAUGAUUUACAAAGAAUCACAUCAUUAUAAAAUUAGUUGAAUAGGAUAAGUGAGAUGUUAUCAAAUGAAUAAAAUGUUAGAAAUGUAUUUAAAUAAAAUUUAUUGAUAGAAUAAUAAUGAUAAUUUUAAGAAGAAAGAUUUGAAACAAUUAGAGACACAUGUUAAGAAUGAAUUAAUGAAGGACAAAAUAAGGAGAAUAGAUAAUUAAGCCAAAAUUACAAAUUAGAUUGAUGAAUAAUCCCAUUAUAUCAAAAUGCAAUUAUUAAGAUAAAGGUAAUACAGACAAGAAACUGAGGCACAGUACUCUUAAGAUCUUACAAAUAAGAUGCAUGAAUUAAGAGAGAAUGUUGAAAACGAAAGAAGAGAAAGGUAAGGAACUUAUAUAUUUAAAGAGAUGUGUAUUGCUAGAAUAUUAUAGGUAGAAUAGGAGAAUAAGUUCUCUCAGUUUAAGAAACAAUAAAUACGGAGAAAUAAUAGAGGUAAGAAUCUCAGAAUCAGAUGCAAAUGAUGAUUCAGGAAAUAACAAGCAUUUUAUCAUUGUAAUUAGCUGAAGAGAAAUACCAAAGGGAGGAAACAGAGAGAACAAUUAUUAGGUUAGUCAACGAGACAUGUAAUAGAGUAGAAAACUCAUUAAAAAAGUGA
Molecule: messenger RNA, 896 nt
Organism: Paramecium octaurelia
Lineage: Eukaryota; Ciliophora; Oligohymenophorea; Peniculida; Parameciidae
Source: the annotation of a GenBank genome assembly